GGCUCGGAGACGGGGGGAGAAGGUGUGGUGAGAGGGGACAGUCCAACCGGACCAGAGAGAGUGCAGCAGCAGUAGCAUUAUCCCCACUCUCUUCACUGACUGGAGAUACGCACCGUGUGGCACCUCGGCCAUUCAGCGCUCACACACUGAGACAACGAUGCACCACCGCCGCCGCUCCGCACAGUCGCUGCCGCUGCUGACCAGGUGUUGGACUAAACAACAGGGACGUCGUUAACGUGACAGAAGAUUCAAACUUGUAUGUAUGUGCUGUGCGCCCUUCUCCCUGGUCCCGUACACAGACGAUCGAGAAGAUGCUGAGCCGACUGAUGAGCAGCAGCAUCAGGAGUCUGGACAGGGAAUGCAACUGCACUGUGAGGCUACUGGACGACUCGGAGUACACCUGCACGAUUCAGCGGGAUUCCAAGGGACAGUACCUGUUCGACCUCAUCUGCCACCAUCUCAACCUGCUAGAGAAAGACUACUUUGGCAUUAGAUAUGUCGACCCAGACAAGCAGAGGCAUUGGUUGGAGUUUACAAAGUCAAUUGCCAAACAAAUGAAAUCCCAGCCUCCAUUCACCAUGUGUUUGCGUGUCAAGUUUUACCCUCCUGACCCCGCUGCCCUGAAAGAGGAAAUUACCAGAUAUCUCGUCUUCCUGCAGGUUAAGAGGGAUCUCUAUCAUGGCCGCCUCCUGUGCAAGACAUCAGAUGCUGCUUUGUUGGCUGCCUACAUAUUACAAGCUGAAAUUGGCGACUACGACCCCGGGAAACACCCAGAGGGCUACAGCUCCAAGUUCCAGUUUUUCCCCAAGCACUCGGAGAAGUUGGAGCGGCGAAUUGCUGACAUCCACAAGACUGAGCUGAUAGGUCAGAGUCCUGAAACGUCAGAGCUCAACUUCCUCCAGAAGGCUCAGAUGCUGGAGACGUACGGAGUGGACCCUCAUCCAUGCAAGGAUGUGUCUGGCAACCCAGCUUUUCUGGCUUUUACUCCUUUUGGAUUCACUGUGCUACAAGGGAACCGGAGGGUCCAUUUCCUCAAAUGGGAGGAGGUGACCAAACUCAAAUUUGAAGCAAAGACAUUCCAUAUAUAUGCAAAUCAGAAGGAGGAUAAGAAGAUCAUACUGACGUACUUUGCACCUACACCUGAGGCCUGUAAGCAUCUGUGGAAGUGCGGGGUGGAGAAUCAGGCUUUCUACAAGUUGGAGAAGUCCAGUCAAGUCCGCACUGUGUCCAGUAGUAAUCUCUUCUUCAAGGGUAGUCGCUUUAGAUACAGUGGAAAAGUUGCAAAAGAGGUGAUGGAACAAAGUGCCAAAAUUAAGAGAGAUCCCCCCGAGAUACACAGGGCUGGCAUGGUGCCAAGCAGGAGCUGUCCAUCCAUCACCCACGGCCCUCGUUUGACCAGUGUGCCCAGGACCCGACGGAGAGCUGUGCACAUCUCCAUCAUGGAGGGUCUGGAGUCCCUUCGAGACAGCGCUCACUCCACACCUGUGCGCUCUGUCUCCCAUGGCGAUUCCUUCAUGUCCUCUCGGGGCCAUUUGUCGGACGGCAGCGAGGCAAGCACGUCAGCAGUCAUCUCCGACGAGGCCUACAGCCCCUCAGACAGCGUGCUGCCUACACCUGUGGCCGAACACGGGAUGGAGAUGCCUUUAGCCCGUCACCUCAACGGUGCUCCCUGCAGCAUCGAUGAGGAGAAGGACUCAGAGGCGGGCACAUCGAAAGCAGGGGAAGAGUUUUCCUCGGGCAGGAGAGCACUGCGUAUGGCCAAGAGCAGGCCAUCACCGCAGAGCGACGUGGAGGAGCUGAACAAGUUCGUCCUGAGCGUGUUGCGUCUGUUCCUGGUUACCAUCGGACUGCUGUUCGCCCUGCUGCUGCUCCUCAUCAUGCUGACAGAGUCAGACCUGGACAUUGCCUUCCUGAGAGACAUCCGCAAGACACCUGAAUUCCAGCAGUUCCACUUUGAAUACUUCUGCCCUCUGCGGCGCUGGUUCGCCUGUAAGUUGCGGUGGAUGGGAGGGUUCCUUAUCAGCAAGUGAGGCAGAGACCGAGUGACACAACACAGGCCUCCACUGAGGGACAUGGGACACACAACAGGCAGGUCAGGAGAGAGGAGGAUGGCAGUCCCAUUCCCAAUGUCAGCUCAGCUUCUCCCAAGAAGGAGCUCCUGUCACAAGCCACGGACUGUCCCCUGAAGAGCCUUGUUUAUUACGUUUGACCAUCACUGCGAGGAAAGGAAAUCACAUUUUACUUUGGAGAUUCAGGUCAUUUCAAGGUAUUUUAUUUUUACACAAAGCCACAGUACCAGGGUUUAAUUUAAACACUGAAAGGGACAAGCAAGUCUGACAGACUUCACUUCUUCAACCACAGAUAAUAGUUGCCUUUAUUUUUGUAUUAAUUUAUAUGUUGCAACAUUACUGUAAGACAGAGUGACCUGAUGUGUCGGGGUGUGUGUUGUGUGACCUGAGAGUUUGAGUAAAGUUUUGAGAGACGAUGAGACGGGAGGCAGUCUAGCUCAUCUAAUUUUCACAUGUCAAAGCCAACAACAACAUUUAUGAUAAUAAAAUGUUAUUGUGGUUGCUGC
This is a messenger RNA of Epinephelus lanceolatus (giant grouper), 2575 nucleotides long. Its product is annotated as FERM domain-containing protein 5. Gene Ontology annotation, biological process: actomyosin structure organization. The record is from RefSeq and is a predicted model, not a curated record. Gene Ontology annotation, molecular function: cytoskeletal protein binding. Gene Ontology annotation, cellular component: cytoskeleton. NCBI's taxonomy places the organism in Eukaryota, Metazoa, Chordata, Actinopteri, Perciformes, Serranidae.